Messenger RNA from Astrephomene gubernaculifera, 3726 nucleotides. Lineage: Eukaryota; Viridiplantae; Chlorophyta; Chlorophyceae; Chlamydomonadales; Astrephomenaceae. The record is from the annotation of a GenBank genome assembly.
GCCGUAUCAGCAUCGUACAUCUGUGUAUCAACCCAAUCCAGCCUUCCACAUCCUUUGCACUCGCCUCGGUUUGUUGGGCGGCAGGUCUACUACAAUUUAACGUAGUUGUGUCGCUAAGCUUAGUGCUACCUGCAGUGCCUCCGAGACACUCGGUCGUGGAUUUCUUUUCCGACUAGCUAAGAUGGCUGCCCGGCAUGCUAUUGGACAGGGACUUUCCCUGCUAGGACUUGCAGGCCCUGCAGGCUCUGCUCUAUCCGGGCAAGCGGCUCGGUUCAUUAGCACCUCAGCUUUUCGCUUGUGGCCAGAUGUUGUGGUGCCGCCUAUGGGAGAGUCCAUUAAGGAGGGCUCCAUUGCGGCGGUGCUUAAGCAGGUGGGCCAGCCGGUCCGCGAGGACGAGAUCAUCGCCCAGGUAGAGACGGACAAGGUGACCAUUGACGUCAGGGCGCCCUCCGCCGGCGUGCUGCAGCAGGUGCUGGUGAAGCCGUCGGACACGGUCGUAGCGGGGCAGCUGGUGGCUGUCGUGGCCGCCGGGGCCACCGCCGCUGCUCCGGCUCCCGCCGCGCCAGCAGCCGCUGGUGCUGCUCCCGCUGCUGCCGCCUCCUCCUCGGGGCGCACCCCCAUGAUUAAGUUCCCUCAGCGGAUGACUGCCCAGGGUGAGCGGAUCAGCGACCUGCCGGCAGGGCAGUACGAGGCGGCGCUGGCAGCGGCCACCGGGGCGAAGCCAGAGGCACCGCAGGCGCCCGUUGCCACUCCCGCUGCGCCAGCCGCUGCGGCAGCCCCCGCACCGGAGGCGCCGGCGGCGCCGGCAGCUUCCUAUCCCAUGCCGGCGGCCAAGGCUGCGCCGCCUCCUAACAUGAAGAACCGUCUGUCGUACGUGACGCGGCCUGACGGCCGGGGUGGCCCCCCGCGCCGCCCCCUGACGGCGCGUGAGCUCGAAAUGAUCAACCUGGGUGGGGCGUACUAGGCAUGCGCCGAGCCAGGUUUUGAAUGGCGUGAUGCAGGUAUGUCACGGUGUUGAGGCUUGGGUGCGAAAAGAAAUGGGUGAACGGUGAAUGUCAGUCUGAUAGGUUGUAUGCUUGGGGUUUGGUUCCGUGCAGCAUGCUUGGGCUGCUGUGGUGACGUGUUUUGUGGACUGUCAAACAAGCGCGGGCUGACUGUGAGUUUGUGGCGUCGAACUGCAGGCGGGUGGUCUCAGCACGGGGUGUUUGUUGCUAUCCAUUGCUUGCCACGUUGCGUGAUCUUGCUUAUGUAUGAGGCUGGCUCGUCGUGACUGGAAUGUUUGGCCGCAGCUUUAAGCGGCCUGGGGUGCUCCAUGCCUUCCUGUGAUACGGUGCGUCAACGGCCUGGAAGGCAUGGGUCCCAAAGGCUUAACAACUUGCUAGGAAGGAAGCGUUGUUUGGUUGCUUGUUACCAUGAUGGUUUAGUUGUGGGAGCAGUUGUAUGAUGGUGAUGAGGUGUUUGCGUGGACUCUUUUGUAGCAGCUACAGUGGCUGUGGCGGCCGGAAGGCUUAUGGAAUGGCGGUACCUGCCAACGGGUGAACGAGCUGGAAGGAGACGGGCCGUGCCCCUGUGCACUUUGCUAGGGCUACAGAUCUUGUUUUGCUAGUUUUGUGUCGGAGCAUGCCGUGCUUGGUAGCCCGGGGGGCAUUAACACAGGCGGAGAUGUAACGGACUUAGCGUGUCGAUGUAAGUGCACCUCCAGGUGGGUGCAGCUGCGUGUCGGUUGGUUUGUUGAGCCAUGGGGGUGUAGAGGAGGAAGCCGAGCUCCCCAAACCCCGAACAUACUCCGGAACUAAUGACUGCCUGCAGUGUUCCGGUGAAGCCACACUGGAGUAUGGACAACUUGACGCAAGCACUGAGGCAGUCAGGUGCACAAUGGCUCUUCAAACUGACAAAGGCACCCUUAAAACGGUAUAGGAUAACCUAGAUCAGUUGGCUAUAUGCAGUUAUGGGCAUGUUACUUAGAGAAGAGUUCAUAAGGAGUAGAUGCCGCACAGCGAACGGUUGCUCCGGCCUGAAAGGCUUAAGCGGAAGGCAUAAAAGUUGUCCUGAAGCUGCCCCAAACUAUGACUGGGUUGUAACUGGCUUAGUAUUUAAGACGGUUGGCAUGUCCAGAUAAGGUGCCGUACGGCUUGCAACAAUAAACACUAGGCGACCGCCCAAGCCUUAGGUAGUAUCGUUGACAAAAUACAGCUACAAAGAUGGCAGCCAUGAUGAUGCGCCAAAAGGUUGCGGGUGCCGUCGCUGGCGAGCGCCGCGCUAUGGUUGUCCCCAAGGUGGGCCGCAUAGCGACUCCUGUGGUGGUUGCCGCGGCGAACGCUUGCGCCUUCAAGGGUGCUGCGGUGGCCGCCCGUGUGAAGCGCUCCGCUCGCGCUUCCCGCGCACAGUCGCGGCGUACAGCUGUCAUGACUCAGGCUAAGAUUGGGGAUAGCCUUGCUGAGUUUCUUGUGGAGGCUACUCCCGAUCCUAAGCUGCGUCAGCUGAUGAUGAGCAUGGCUGAAGCUGUUCGGACCAUCGGCCACAAGGUUCGCACCGCAUCGUGCGCUGGCACUGCCUGCGUGAACAGCUUCGGUGAUGAGCAGUUGGCUGUGGACAUGGUUGCGGAUAAGCUGCUGUUUGAGGCCCUAAAGUACUCGCACGUGUGCAAGCUCGCCUGUUCCGAGGAGGUUCCGGAGCCGGUCGACAUGGGCGGGGAGGGCUUCUGCGUCGCGUUCGACCCGCUGGAUGGCUCCUCCAUCGUGGACACCAACUUCUCCGUGGGCACCAUCUUCGGCGUGUGGCCCGGGGACAAGCUCACCAACAUUACGGGCCGCGAGCAGGCCGCUGCCGGCAUGGGCAUCUACGGCCCCCGCACCGUCUUCUGCAUCGCGCUCAAGGACUGCCCCGGCUGCCACGAGUUCCUGCUGAUGGACGACGGCAAGUGGAUGCACGUCAAGGAGACCACUGAGAUCGGCGAGGGCAAGAUGUUCGCCCCCGGCAACCUGCGCGCCACCUUCGACAACCCCGCCUACGAGCGGCUCAUCAACUAUUAUCUGGGAGAGAAGUACACGCUGCGCUACACCGGCGGCAUGGUGCCGGACGUCUUCCAGAUCAUUGUGAAGGAGAAGGGCGUCUUUACCAACGUGACCUCGCCCACCACCAAGGCCAAGCUCCGCAUCCUGUUUGAGGUGGCGCCGCUGGCCCUGCUGAUGGAGAAGGCGGGCGGUGCGUCCAGCUGCGACGGCAAGUGCGUGUCGGCUCUUGACAUCCCCAUCCUCAACUGCGACCAGCGCACGCAAAUCUGCUACGGGUCCAUUGGAGAGGUUCGGCGGUUCGAGGAGUACAUGUACGGCACCUCACCCCGCUUCAGCCAGGUGACUGCCUAGACCUGGAUGGGAUACCUGGACGGAGUGACAUAUUGAUCGCUAUACCUAACGGCCUCAGGCAAUGCGAUUACUGUACAGUUCAUGCGCUAUGGUUUUAUUGUUGGGGUGCAUUCCCGUUAGGUAUGCUGGCGCCGGGUGAAUAAGCCGAGGCAUAAUCAUCGCCAUGUAUAUUAUGGCAUGUAUGGCUUUCGCAAAGCCGUUUUUGACGCGAGUGGUGACGAGUGUUGGAGGAGGGAGACGUUUUCCUAUCUACGGGCAGGUGAUACUGGCUGUGUACUUUGAGCGGAGGCGGAGCGAUUGCAAACCUAUUGGGCAUGAUGAGUGGACGUGAAGGAUGUGCUGUACGACUAAGAGGCUCGGA